Messenger RNA from Colletotrichum karsti, 1074 nucleotides. RefSeq lists its product as uncharacterized. Gene Ontology annotation, biological process: NLS-bearing protein import into nucleus; protein localization to nuclear inner membrane; nuclear pore organization. Gene Ontology annotation, cellular component: nuclear pore central transport channel; nuclear pore. Lineage: Eukaryota; Fungi; Ascomycota; Sordariomycetes; Glomerellales; Glomerellaceae. The coding region runs from base 1 to 1074 and encodes 357 amino acids. Gene Ontology annotation, molecular function: structural constituent of nuclear pore. The transcript is spliced from 3 exons. The record is from RefSeq and is a predicted model, not a curated record.
AUGAGUUUGUUCGGAGCACCACCGAAGCCCGCCGGGCAGACGGGUGGUGGCCUCUUUGGAGGUGGUGGAUUCGGCGGCGCCUUGGGCCAGUCGACACAGCAGCAACAGCAGCAGCAACAGCCUGGCCAGCAACAGGGCGGGCUCAGUCUGUUCGGUCAGCCCCAGAAUCAAGGAAACGCCUUUGGUCAAUCCAUGGCUCAACCACAGCAGCACCAGCACCAGCAACAACAACAACAGCAGCAGCAACAGCAGAUGCCCAACCUGUCACAAUCGCAAGCGCAGCUAUCCAGCUCCCUCUGGCAACCCGGCAGAGAAACACCUCAAAAUCAGAAGCCCAUCCCCGAGCAGAUGGCGCUCAUCUUCGAGAAGUGGAACCCCACGAACCCCAACUGCGCCUUCAAGCACUACUUCUACAACAAGGUCGACGAGGCCUCCGUCCCCUUCUACAAGCCCGGCCCGCACGAGGACCCCAAGGAGUGGGAGGAGGCGCUGCAGAAGAAGCCCGCGCCGGGCUUCAUCCCCGUCCUCUGCACGGGCUUCAACGGCGUCGCGGCGCGCCUGCAGACGCAGAAGAAGGUCGUCGGCGAGCUCAACGUCCGCCUGCACCAGAUCAACGCCAGCCUCGACGCCAUCCUGUCCCGCCACGACCUCGAGACGAGCGUGCGCGCGCUGGCGGCCCGCAGGCGGCACGUCGUGCUGCGCGAGCGGUGCCUGGCGCUCGCCGCGAGGGUGCAGGUGCUGCGGAACCGCGGGUACGCGCUCAGCGGCGACGAGGACGACCUCAGGCUCAAGCUGGCGGAGCUGGAGCGGAGCGUGCAGGACCCGGCGCUCGCUGCGAGGGAGGAGGAGCUCUGGAGCCGGUUGAUCGUGCUGCGGGAUUAUGCGGGCCAGUUGAUGAAGGAGACGAAUAAGCCUGCUUUUGCUAGUGGAGAGGGGCUGAGCGAGGAGACGGAGCACAAGGCGAAGAAGGUCUUGGAGGACUACGAGAAGCAGAUCCAGCACCUCAAAAAGGAGGUCGAGUCGAUCACGAAGGACUUUGAGCAGUGGGAGAAGGAGCGUAAUCCGAGCUCAUGA